CUCUUGUUGUCUGGUACACUUGACCCCAGGCACCACUUGGCCAGGCCUGGCCCCCCCCAGCUUCCCCCGUUAUGACACCGUGGCCUGUGUUCCUGUGACACGGGCAAGCAGACCUCCUCCACAACAAGCUGUGUCGACCUACAUCACCGUCCUCCCUUGCAGUGCGGUUUAAGAUAAGGCUCAUAGUAAUCUGAUUGAUCCACAAUCAAAGAUCAAUCACCUGUCACGCUUGCAAUAAUGGAAGAAGCAUUCUCUCCAGUCGACUCCCUCGCCGGCUCCCCGACGCCUGAGUUGCCAUUGCUGACAGUGUCCCCGGCGGACACGUCGCUUGAUGACUCGUCGAUGCAGGCAGGGGAGACCAAAGCCGAAGAGAAGAAGCCUGUGAAGAAGAGAAAGUCAUGGGGCCAGGAAUUGCCUGUCCCGAAGACUAACUUGCCUCCGAGAAAACGGGCCAAGACUGAAGAUGAGAAAGAGCAACGUCGUAUCGAGCGCGUCCUUCGUAAUCGUGCGGCAGCACAAACAUCACGCGAGCGCAAGAGGCUCGAAAUGGAGAAGUUGGAAAAUGAGAAGAUUCAGAUGGAACAGCAGAACCAGUUCCUUCUGCAACGACUAUCCCAGAUGGAAGCCGAGAACAAUCGCUUGAACCAACAAGUCGCUCAACUAUCGGCUGAGGUCCGGGGCUCCCGCGGCAACACUCCCAAGCCCGGCUCCCCUGUCUCCGCUUCUCCUACUCUCACCCCCACCCUGUUCAAACAAGAGCGCGACGAAAUCCCUCUUGAACGGAUUCCUUUCCCCACACCCUCUAUCACCGACUACUCCCCUACCUUGAGGCCUUCCACUCUGGCUGAGUCCUCCGACGUGACACAACAUCCUGCAGCGGUGUUGUGCGACCUGCAGUGUCCGUCGCUGGACUCGAAGGAGAAGGAAGUGCCCUCUCUCUCUUUGACGUCGGCUCAAACCCUGAACCUCACGCUGCCGAUGAUCUUGCAGCUCCUCUUUCUGACGAUGACUUCCACCGCCUAUUCAACGUUGAUUCACCCGUUGGGUCAGAUUCUUCAGUCCUUGAAGACGGGUUCGCCUUUGACGUUCUCGACGGAGGAGAUCUAUCAGCAUUUCCAUUUGAUUCUAUGGUUGAUUUCGACCCCGAAUCUGUUGGCUUCGAAGGCAUCGAGCCGCCCCACGGUCUUCCGGAUGAGACUUCUCGCCAGACUUCUAGCGUGCAACCCAGCCUUGGCGCGUCCACUUCGCGAUGCGACGGGCAGGGCAUUGCAGCUGGCUGUUAGCGAGCAGUUUCGCCAGGGAGAUGCAUCGGCUAUCGAUGGUAACGGAGUCCAAUGGAGCUGGGAGUUCUUGUUGACCUUGGCGUGGACGAUAGACCUACUCGAAAAGCCGGGACGACGCAAACGAAUCUUGAGCGGUUUGAAAUCAGCGAAAACUGGACGGCGAAGUAAUAUUGGCAAGUCUCAAAGGAGUACACGGAGUUCAUGGAGUUCACGAAGCACCCAAGAGGCGUUGACGUCUCUCCUGAUGGGCAAGCAUUGUUGAGGUUCCGGCUGUAAAUUAUCAUAAAUUCUCAUAAUUCUUUUUUAGAUUUUCAAUACAGCAGUCAAUGGUCUGCUCAUUAUUUUUC
Molecule: messenger RNA, 1630 nt
Organism: Aspergillus piperis CBS 112811
Lineage: Eukaryota; Fungi; Ascomycota; Eurotiomycetes; Eurotiales; Aspergillaceae
Gene: hacA
Product: transcription factor HAC1
Exons: 2
Coding region: 238-1545 (435 amino acids)
Biological process (GO): positive regulation of transcription by RNA polymerase II
Molecular function (GO): DNA-binding transcription factor activity, RNA polymerase II-specific
Source: RefSeq, a predicted model, not a curated record